AUGGGAGAUUUGUUCUAUUAUCGGAGAGAAAAUGAUGUAUCCUCUAUGGUACAGGAUGACCAUAAGAAAGAUAUACCCAGCAGCAAAGUAGUUCAUAUUUCUAUCACGAAAGAAGAUCGUAAACGUGCAGAACGUUUGAAUAAAUUAAGAGAAGUUGUCUGGGAAGCUUUUAAAGGCAUUGUUUUCAUUGUUUGUUUUGGCGGAUUCGCUUACCAGAUUUCAGAGUUCCUCAUCCAUUUCUACACCUAUCCGACGACCAUAGAUAUAGAAAUACAGGAGCCCGAUAAUGUCAUAAGACCUGCUGUGACCAUUUGUGAUACCAACCCAGUGAAGAGAAGUGUUUUUUGUAGCAGAUACCAAUCUGAUUGCUCAUACGUUGAAGAUCCGGAGAAAUUUUGCGUCGACCAUCCUCUCUAUUGCGGAGCGGAUUUAAAUAUGUCGAAUUUCUAUGUACCUAGACAACCAUUCACACGAUUUGAAGAAAAGUCUUUUCACAGAUUUCGAGCAGAUUUCUUGAAUGCCUACCAACCCUCAGGAGAAGUUGUAAAAAUAGAAGAUUCUUAUAAACGAGCCCGUCUUGAGGGACCAUUCUAUAUAAGUUGUGUAAUGCAUCAUUGUUAUUCUUUGAAUAAUUUGGCUAUUUCAAAUCAGCAAUCUAAAAAAAGGGACAUUGAGAGAAAUUUAAAAAUAUUUCCAUCCAAAGAGACUACACCAGAAAAAAUGGGUAAAUAUGUUCUAUCUAUCUAA
Messenger RNA from Parasteatoda tepidariorum (common house spider), 747 nucleotides. Its product is annotated as degenerin-like protein asic-2. NCBI's taxonomy places the organism in Eukaryota, Metazoa, Arthropoda, Arachnida, Araneae, Theridiidae. Gene Ontology annotation, molecular function: ligand-gated sodium channel activity. Gene Ontology annotation, cellular component: plasma membrane. The record is from RefSeq and is a predicted model, not a curated record. Gene Ontology annotation, biological process: sodium ion transmembrane transport.